UGCAAGUUGACGUUGACCUGAAUAUAGCUUGGGUGUUUCGAGUUUCAGUGUUCCAUCAGUAGUCGAGUUACACAAAGCCCAGGAAGCGUGUCUAUGCAAGUCGGCCGACUACAUUCCCGAACUUCGCGGCUACGAAAAUCGAGCCUACUCUCUCGCCUUGGCCCCGGCAAGAUGUCGAAUAAUUGGGUACCCGAACGGCGGAUAACUCCCCGGCAGGUUGCUUGGAACCCAAGUCUUGGCCCAUGCCCCCCUUGGCCUUGCAUGGCAGGGCAUAGGUUCUCGGGAAGCAGCCUGACCCGGUCUCACAAGCCCAUGUCCCCUUGUUCAAGCCGCUCUCGGCUGUUCGUUCUCGCACAUGAAAAUAUUGUGUGUUCCCGUCGCUCCCGUGCUCUGCAACCGAUGCGACGUUUCUCCAACCUAAACAGAACCGAAGCACCGGCUGAACUCUUUUUUGAAGAUUAUUACUAUUCGCACCCAUACAUCAUGCUAUUCGCACACAGGUACAAGCCUCUUCAGCUAAACGUCAGGCACAACAAUGUACCUAGGAUGCGCAGUCAAAAGGAUCUGAGCAUGUACUUGCGUGUCGAAAAUCGCUGCAUGUGUCCGAACGGCAAUGCUCUUUUUUAAACCUCAAACGACGUCCGUGAACACACCGAUGCCGUACAUCGCGCCCUGAAGGUCGGUCUAAUUAGAAUGCGCCGGAAUGAUUUCCGCUGCCCGAAGCCAGUCUGCCCUGACCCGGCGGGACGUGCGUACAAGGUGCGACACGGGGAGAGAUCCGUCAGUCAAUCCAUUUCUCCCCAAACGUCACUCUUUUUCUUAAAUUGACCAGCAGGCCAGGCAUUCCAAGCCAGUAAUUGGCACCAACACACUUUCCUGUGGCUCGUAUCGCCUCAGGUGCGCCGCGCGUUUUCUUCAGCGUUAGGUUUCAGCCCAUUUUAUACUCCGAGUAA
Molecule: messenger RNA, 953 nt
Organism: Ilyonectria robusta
Lineage: Eukaryota; Fungi; Ascomycota; Sordariomycetes; Hypocreales; Nectriaceae
Exons: 2
Coding region: 94-627 (177 amino acids)
Source: RefSeq, a predicted model, not a curated record